AUGAAGAGCUCCGUGCAAAGCCUCCUAGAGAACACAUCUCCAGAUAAAGAGAAUGAAGAGAAAUUGAAUGAAGUCGAGGCAAAGGGCGGUGAAAUGACCCCUUCACCGAGCACUCCGACGGCUAGCGAAAGUGACCAGAUAACGAAUGAAAACGAAGCAAUAAGUGGUGAAGUAACUCGUUUCGCAGAGUAUCGACUAACCCUAAGCGACACGGCAACAACAGCAAGUUCUGAGUCCAACAGCCGCUUAAAUCGAAAUACGAAUAUUCCAAGAACUUCGGAGUACGAAGUCGCCCACAAGUAUCAUAUCCAAUCCCACAUCAACACUGCAACUCGUACUCCGGUCGUCAUACAGGCGGUACCUGUUCGGGAACUAUUUCGAUCGCCUACGACAACGAGGAAGUCGACAUCUGAAGAAAUUGCCGAAAAGGAAGUGAAACCAGUUCUCCUUCAACCUCGCUUCGUACAUUGA
Messenger RNA from Ostertagia ostertagi, 471 nucleotides. The record is from the annotation of a GenBank genome assembly. Lineage: Eukaryota; Metazoa; Nematoda; Chromadorea; Rhabditida; Trichostrongylidae.